UAGAAUAUUAUUUUUUAUAUUGCCCCUGUUCUAUAGUUAUGGAUCCCGACACAGAUUCAGAUGAAUCUACCGGUCCAUCAGUCGACGACCAAGAACACAAACAGUCGGGAACCAGACGCAUUUCUCCUUUUAUCCACAAAACCGGUUCGGCUUACAGCGAUUCAUUGGGUCCAGAAACAAGACAUGAACGAUCCUUGGGCAACGACAAAAUGUCUCGAGGUGUCUUUGGCGGACAGUCCUACAGGAAUAACUUAACGUGGACUCGAUCAAGUAAUCAAAGCGCUGCUCCGGCUGCUGGCUCCUGGAGGAACAUCAACAGGGAAGCAAGUGAAGGUGCUCGGCCCAAGGAAAGCAAUACGUCUUGGAGGAGAAACAAUUUAGAGAAAGAAGGAGACUCGAAGACUCAAAUAGAACGUCAGGAAACGACAAACUGGCGACGUGGUAGAGCAGAGCGUCAGGGAGAAAGGACAACGGAACAGCUAAGGGACACUUCUACGAUUAAUAGUCGUGACUUCUUCAGACGGCCAGGUAAACCGAUGAACAGCAGUUCCAGUGGUGCAACAACCUCGAGCCCGAACAGUCCUCCAACCCCUGUAGAAGAAACUAAAUGGCGUCGGGGACAGAGCGACUUUUGUUCUGGUUCAGGGACAUACACAGGUCAAGUUCAAGUAAAGCAGACUCCCAAGGCGCCCUCAAUGUCAGAGGAAGAACUCAAGACACUGCUGACGGCCAGUCCACAAGAAGUUCUCUCCAAGCUUCUGAGCAGAAAACACGAAUGGUUGGCACUUUUAAAUCUAGACUCAUUCAAUAGUAAUAUAAUGACGUUAAUACUCCGUGUUUUGUCGUGUAUUUGUGAUUUAAGUGUAGAUCCAAAAGUAAAGCAAGAUGUUUAUAUGGUAUUCAGUAUGAUAGAGUCUGAAGGGUUUCUCAGUAGACAUUUGACGAGAUACUUAGUAGGUUUGUCCACACAAAACCAACGGGAUCAUGACAGUGGACAUGGUGCAACCCUUGCAAACAACAUCAGAUUGAUUUUUAAAUUGCUGAAAGUAUUCCUUGAACACAAGCCAAUUAUUUAUGGUGAAAUGGGCGUGGUUCUGAUUCUUCUCGAGAAGGCUGUUUCCCUGGUAGAUUGUACUGACAUCGAUCACGAAGGUCAGAAUUACAUGAUCCAGGUACAGAAACUGAAGAAGUGCUAUCAUUCUGUCGCCGAGUCAGGUCAAACAAAACAAAAAAUAGAGAACAAGCCACAAGUUAACUUCAGAGAUAUCAAAAUAUUCCCUACCAGCUCAGAGAUUUGGGAACCAACAAAGCCAUUCUUACGAAAGAACAUCAUAAAGGGAAGAUAUCAAGAUGUCGAGCAUUAUCUUGAUGUGCAGUUCAGGUUGCUGAGAGAAGACUUUGUGGCACCGCUACGAGAAGGUAUCAUAGAGUUUCUCUCUGUGGCAAACAGUCACCAUCAAGAUAUUCGGGUGUACCGCAAUGUCACCUUUCAAAGUAAGAAGAUGGGGAGACGUAGUCUUCAGUACACCCUGAAGUUAGAUGUCAAGAGUCUCAGACGGAUCAACUGGGAAAACCGUUUGAUAUACGGUUCAUUUGUCUGUCUUUCAAAAGACAACUUCAAGAGCUUGUUAUGUGCGUUUGUGGCAGAUAGGAAUACGGAGAACUUGGAAAAAGGUCUCGUUGAUGUUUGUUUUCUUCCCGAGUCUAGUAACGCGCCUACCGGUACCUUUGUCAUGGUUGAAUCAGUUUCUUUCUUUGAACCCUAUCGACACGUCUUACUAGGGCUACAACGGAUGGAUAGUGACAACUUCCCUUUUGAAAGGUAUAUUGUGAACGUUUCAUCUAAUGUUAGAACACCUAAGUAUCUGAGCGAAGACUGCUCUGAUGUGUAUGACCUACGACCAUUGGUUGUUGAAACUGAUCAGGUCUUUCAAGAUGAGGGUCUGACUGAAACCUUUGAAAAUGCAGCCUUCGUGUCGAUUUUAGAUCCACAAAGUUGGCCGACUGCAGAGGCCUUACAUCUUGAUGAGUCACAGAAGGCAGCUGUGCAGGCAGCGUUGACGAAGGAGUUUGCCAUCAUCCAAGGUCCACCAGGAACGGGGAAGACUUACAUUGGUCUCAAGAUCAUCGAAUUACUUCUCUUCAAUACACCUAAAACUCCAGAUGCAUCUCCAAUUCUUGUGGUGUGCUAUACAAACCACGCGCUGGAUCAGUUUCUGGAGGGAGUUUUAAAUUUUGGUGAGGAGAACCUAGUUCGUGUUGGAGGCCGAAGCAAAAGUGAUGCAUUGGGAGAAAAGAAUCUCAAAGAAAAAAAGAAACUUCCCAGGGAGUUUAGGUUGAAGCAAAUACAGCGUGAAAAAAAUGCUAAAAAAAAACUGCAUCGAACAAAAUUGGAAAUUCAAUCUACACUUUCAGAUGUAGCUUGUGCAAAAACGGCCAUACUUAAAGUCGAGACGCUUAUCUAUUACAUGAGCGACAAAAAUCGAACAGGUUUUCAAAAUAAUAUCAAGAGACAAGGAGAACCAACAACCAACCUCCUGAAAUGGCUGAACGUAGUUGACUCGACAGAUUCUUAUGAAGUAUACGAUAAGUCCAUUGGCGUAGAUGAUGACAGCAAACAGAAACAGGAUGAUGAUGAUGAAGAUGAAUCAAGUAGUUCUGACGAUGAAGAAGAAAUUACAGCAUACAGCAUUGAGUGUGAGAAACGCUGUGGUAUGAAUUUGGAUACCACCCCAAAAGAAGAACUUAAGAAGGACGACAUGAUGUCCGAUAGAGAAGCUUCUAGAGUCACAAAUGUAUGGAGUCUGACGUUAAGCGAUCGUUGGCGGCUUUACAGACUCUGGGUUAAGAAGUACAUUGAAGAGCAAGAGGAGAUGCUGACGGGUUACCGCAUAAGUUAUGACAGCCUUUCAAAUGAAUAUGAAGCUAUAAAGGCGAGCGUCGAUUUAGAAGUUCUCUCAAAAGCAAGAGUGAUUGGAAUGACUACAACAGGUGCGGCCAGAUGUCAGUCGAUGUUAAAGCUUCUUGGUCCUCGUAUUGUGAUAGUGGAAGAGGCCGCUGAAGUUCUUGAAGCUCAUAUCAUCACCGCUCUGACUGCAAAAUGUCAGCAUCUCAUUCUGAUUGGAGAUCAUCAGCAUCUGAAACCAAACCCAACAGUCUAUCGCCUGGCCAAGGGCUUCAACUUGGAUACUUCUUUGUUUGAACGAAUGGUCAACAACGGCGUGCCUUGUCAAACAUUGAACCACCAGCAUCGUAUGCGUCCUGAAAUCUCAAAACUCAUGAAGAAACAUUUUUAUAACAAUCUUUAUGACGAUGAAUCAGUGAAGGGUUUCGAUGACAUCAAAGGGGUGGCGCAUAACAUGUUUUUCAUUGAUCACAAUCAGUUUGAAGAUGAGGGUGAUGACAACAAAACCAAGUCCAAUCAGCAUGAAGCGGAGGUUCUUGUCGAGUUGUGUAGGUACUUGUUACAUCAAGGAUACCGGCCCAAACAGAUUACCAUUCUAACCACCUACUUGGGUCAACUCUUCACCUUCAAGAAACUCAUGGAUAAAGAGACCUUUGAGGGAGUUCGGGUGUCUGUGGUUGACAAUUUCCAGGGAGAAGAAAAUGACAUCAUACUUUUGUCUUUGGUUCGAAGCAACGAAGAGGGCUCCAUCGGGUUCCUGAAGACUUCAAACCGUGUCUGUGUUGCCUUGUCUAGAGCUCGCAUGGGUUUCUACUGUAUUGGCAACGCCAACAUCCUGAGAAAGUCUUCUAUCUGGAGUAGCAUACUAAGAACCCUUGAAGAUGAGAAGAAAAUUAGCUCCUCGCUUGCAUUGGUUUGUCAAAACCAUUUAGUAGUAACAGCGGUAGCGUCGGCCAGAGAUUUCAAGGAGAAGGUUCAAGACGGAGGUUGUGGCGAGCCAUGUGGAAACAGGCUUCCAUGUAAUCACAUAUGCAAAUUACACUGCCAUCCCUUUGAUUUAUGCCACGAAAAGUACGAAUGUAAAGAGCCCUGCUCAAAAAUGUGUAGAAGGAAACACAUGUGUCCUCUAAAAUGCCACUUGAAAUGCGAACCGUGCUCGAGAAAUCUACAGAAACUGAUGCCAAAGUGUGGUCAUGUUAUUCAGGUUGAAUGUGAAAUGUUUGAUUCAGUUACUUGUACCGAACCAUGUCCUAGAUCAUUGCCAUGUGGCCAUCCAUGUAGGAAGGCGUGCGGAGAUUCGUGUUCUACUUGUAUUGUCAAGGUUUCUAUAUCGAUGCCAGAGUGUGGUCAUGUUAUCCAGGUUCAAUGUCGUUGGUAUGAGUCAAUCACUUGUACAGAACCAUGUCCUAGAACACUGUCAUGUGGACAUGCAUGUAAAGGGGCGUGUGGUGCUAAAUGCACUACUUACUGUACUGUCAAGGUCUCUAAACACGUUACCAAGUGUGGCCAUGACGUCCUGAUGGAUUGUGCUAAGAACCCCGACUCCACGCCGCGUCAUCUAUGUGAAAAGUUGUUGGAAUGUGGCCAUCGUUGCUCUCGGUACUGCGGUAUGUCCUGUACAAGGGAAAGAUUAGAUGACGCCAAGAUUAUGCGGCAUUAUGAAGCAUUUUGCAAAGAGAAGUGUGAGCGGUCAUUACCUUGCGGCAAUCCCUGUCCUAAUAAAUGUGGCGAACCGUGCCCAAAGGAAACAGUGGACCCAACCUAUGGUGAAUACAUACAGCUUCACUAA
Messenger RNA from Asterias rubens (European starfish), 4694 nucleotides. Its product is annotated as NFX1-type zinc finger-containing protein 1-like. The coding region runs from base 39 to 4694 and encodes 1551 amino acids. Gene Ontology annotation, molecular function: helicase activity. Gene Ontology annotation, cellular component: nuclear RNA-directed RNA polymerase complex. The transcript has 2 exons. NCBI's taxonomy places the organism in Eukaryota, Metazoa, Echinodermata, Asteroidea, Forcipulatida, Asteriidae. The record is from RefSeq and is a predicted model, not a curated record. Gene Ontology annotation, biological process: regulatory ncRNA-mediated heterochromatin formation.